This is a messenger RNA of Penicillium macrosclerotiorum, 318 nucleotides long. RefSeq lists its product as uncharacterized. NCBI's taxonomy places the organism in Eukaryota, Fungi, Ascomycota, Eurotiomycetes, Eurotiales, Aspergillaceae. Bases 1 to 318 code for a protein of 105 amino acids. The transcript has a single exon. The record is from RefSeq and is a predicted model, not a curated record.
AUGCCAAAUGGAUCGACAUGGGGUUUGAUGAAUCUGACGCCUUCGGUUUUGAGUCUCUCUCAUCUCUCGUCUGGGGGAGAAGGAGACCUCGAUCCAUUCGCAGCCUUCAUGGUCAUUUCAAUUGAGGCGGUCUUAGAUGGAAUAGGAUCUGUAGAAGGGUGCAUCCCGUCCUCGCCGUUCACAAGGAAUAGCGAUGAGCGCGAGGACCGCGAGGACCGCGAGAGCCUGUCCGCGAGCACUACGACGCCUACGACUCGCCUACAACUCGCCUACUGGGAGGAAGUACACUGUACAACUACGACUCGUCAGGCGAAGUAG